UGCCUAUGCGACUCGACACGUCAAAAACUGUCAACGAACCGAGUUGUGAUUUGUUUAUUUAUUCUCGCCGCGGAAGAACAGUUAUUUUAGGGAGUGAAAGUUCAAACGUGUUACGCGCUUGCGAAAAUCGCCCACGGAUCGUGUCAAAGACUUUUCAUAGUCAGAUUGCGUGCGCCGCCGAGUCCUUUCGCGACGGGAAAUUGAUUUUUCGGUGGAGUCUGAGUGCCUGUCCGUGUCCGAGUUGCGGUAGGUCCGAGACCGAACAGGGCCCCCGUGCACCGUUGCGCCAAGCCCGCCGAGUCGCCACAGAAGGAUGCCUUCAGCCCGCCUGGCCCUGCGCGAGGAAGACGUGAUUCGCCUGGCGCUCGAGUUCCUCGACAACCGACAGCUCCACAUUAGCCAGCUGUCGCUGGAGCGCGAGACGGGCGUGAUAAAUGGCCAAUUCUCCGAUGACAUACUCUUCCUACGACAGCUCAUUCUGGACGGGCAGUGGGACGAUGUCAUCGAGUUCAUUCAACCGCUCGAGGCACUGCAGGCCUUCGACAUGAAGAAGUUCUGCUACACCAUCCUCCGCCAUAAGUACAUCGAGCUGUUGUGCAUAAAGUCGGAGGCUGGCGGCGCACUCGCGGCCGCUGGCCAGGGAGUCAACUCGAUGGAGGGCGCCGUGGAGGAGGUGGUGCAGGUGCUCGAGCAGCUCGAGAAGCUCGCACCCUCCAAGGAAGAGUACUCCAACCUCUGCCUGUUGCUAACGUUUCCACGUCUAAUUGAUCACCUGCAGUACCGUGACUGGAACCCGAGCAAAGCCAGGGUCCAGUGCUUCCGCGAGAUCUAUCCGCUCGUGGAGAAGUACCUCCCGUACGAGUCAAAGACUGAAGCUGUGCCGUCCGCCCGGAGCGACCGCCUCAUCCAGCUCGUGAUCAAAGGUGUCUUGUACGAAUCCUGCGUGAGCUACUGCCAGGCGAAGGCGACCGGGUCGCCGGACGUGCUCAACCAGGACAUGGCCUUCUCCAAGCUGCUGGAUGGCUCGGGAGGGUUCAGUGAUUCAGAUUUGUCGCUGCUCAGCUGGCUGCAGAGCAUUCCGGCUGAGACGUUCUCGGUGCCUUUUGAACAGAAAACGUUGAAUGUGGAUGUCGAGCGCCUCGAGCGACCGUCGCUCGAGACCUCUUGGACGGAACAUAUGCUUAUCACGCCAAUCAAGCCAAAAACAUUUCCGCAUUCUGUGAUGCCGUUCACGAGACCCAGAAGUGCUGCUGACAUAAUGACGCGGUCGCUGAUCCCAAACCUCGAAGGACUUCCGUUCGGUUUAAAUGCAUCGAAACUCUCAGACACCGUGGAUCGAGCAUCUAUGUCACGUUCAAGUUUCGCCAGCUUUCACUUGACCGGCAUCAAGGCCAAUUCGAGAAGUGUGAUGGCAUCUAGUGUUGACCGGUUGUUCUCCAACGAUAACGCACAAUCCCUCACAAAUCAACAUGAAUAUGAGGGUCUGCCAUCGAUUCAGGAAAUACAGUCAAAGUCAGCGGAGGAAACUCAUCCUCCUGGGAGGGUAGUGGACGCUAACGAUCGCCUCGUGGACAAUGAAAGUCCUGGAACAACUACAUCGACCGCGAAAAGCUCAAGACGCGAUUCUCUAAGCGAGCGAUCUCAGCUACCGCCCCAGCCGCAGCAGCCACAACAACAACAACCACAGGUGCCACCUCCGAAGCUCCUGCAGCAACAUUCAAAUGCUGAGCAGAAACAGGAGCCUCUUUCAAAUCAUUCAUCGCCAAAACUCGAUUCGAAUUUUGCCGGUCGAAUGCGUGGUGAACUGUUCGAGAAGUAUCAGAGGCAGAAGUUGAACAGGGACGUGCCAGAAGGCAUCAAAGCACAACUCGAGAAUGACCACAUGGCGGGCAGCUCCGACAUUGCAACGGACUCAGUUACAAGCGGCCCAAAGGAGAGGUUCCUCGAGGAGAAUGACAGUAAUCGCCCACACUUCGUAGCAGUCACAUCCCUUGAAGAUGUGCAGGCGGUACGAUGUGCCGAGUUCCAUCCAAGUGGACGUGUCUAUGCAGUGGGAUCCAAUUCAAAAACGUUCAGAAUAUGUGAAUAUCCAUCAUUGUCGGAAGUCAGGGAAGAGCAUACAACAUACCAGCCAACAGUUCUAUUCAAACGAACGAAACACCACAAGGGCUCGAUAUACUGCAUGGGCUGGGCCCCAGACGGUGAGCUUGUGGCGACUGGUUCAAAUGACAAAACAAUUAAACUCAUGCGAUACGAUGAAGUUAAAAAGCAGCUGGAAGGACGUGAAAUUGAGUUAACUAUGCACGAUGGUACUGUUCGAGAUCUUUGCUUCUUGGAGGAUACGUCGAAUAAAGCUAGUUUGCUUAUUAGCGGUGGUGCUGGUGAUUGUAAAAUAUACGUGACAGAUUGCGCCACAGCUACACCAUUCCAGGCUCUUAGCGGUCAUGGUGGUCAUAUUCUGUCACUAUACAAUUGGGGAGGUGCUAUGUUUGUUUCCGGGUCACAAGAUAAAACCAUUAGAUUUUGGGAUCUACGCACAAGAGGCUGCGUUAAUACUAUAACGCCAGCUACAUCGCCGGGAACACGGCAAGGUUCACCAGUGGCUGCUGUUUGUGUUGAUCCGUCAGGUCGUUUAUUGGUAUCAGGUCAUGAAGACAGCUCCUGUGUUCUAUAUGAUAUACGUGGUAACAGACCUAUCCAGUGCUUCAAACCACAUUCAGCUGAUAUAAGAUCUAUUCGGUUCUCUCCAUCGGCUUACUACUUAUUAACAGCCGGCUACGAUAAUAAACUUGUAUUAACUGACUUACAAGGCGAUUUAACCCUUCCGCUACCCUCGGUGGUGGUCGCACAUCACACGGACAAAGUAAUUUCAGGUCGAUGGCAUCCGACUGAUUUCUCUUUUCUAUCGACGUCAGCCGACAAAACAGCCACGCUUUGGGCCUUGCCGCCCCUGUAAGAUGUUAUAUGUAUAUCGUUUAACGGUGUUUUUUUAUAUUAUUACUUAUUAUGAUAUGCAAUCGAACAAACAGAACAUAAUGCAAGUAUAAAAUAGAUAAAAAGCAAACAAAGAAAAAUAAGAAGAAUAAAAAAAAAACUGAAAACUAAUAAAAUAAUUUAAAUCUUUUUUAACGUGUAAAAUCCACAAAGAUUUUUUUUAUUAAGAUAAUGAUUUUUUUACGAUUAUUUUUGUUGCAUCGUUGUUUAAUUAUUUUUUAUUUACUUUUUCCGUUUUUCACACAUAGUGUUCGGAUGAAGAUAUUUAUUUAUAUUCAAAUUCAAUACGAUAUAAAUCAAAACGGCAGAAAACCUGAAAAUAGCUGAAAUCAAAUUGUAAACUGACAUAUUAAAAAAAUAUAUUACCAAAAAUAAAGCGGA
This is a messenger RNA of Hermetia illucens (black soldier fly), 3375 nucleotides long. RefSeq names its product WD repeat-containing protein 47. Bases 314 to 2956 code for a protein of 880 amino acids. Lineage: Eukaryota; Metazoa; Arthropoda; Insecta; Diptera; Stratiomyidae. The record is from RefSeq and is a predicted model, not a curated record. Gene Ontology annotation, molecular function: protein binding. The transcript is spliced from 12 exons.